AUGGCUUACAAUUUAGACCUCUCCAGUACUGCGAGUAACGCUCCGUCACAGGCAGACAACGCGAAAACGUUUCCUUUCCAAGAGGCACAAAGACGAUAUCUGCGAUACGGAUCCAGUAUAUCAAAGGGAUGGCAUCGCCAAAGAUUACAGAAGUCUCUCUUGCCUCGUAUAGGAAACGCUUCUUUAUCUUACUCGAUAGAGGUGCGACAGCGAAUGCAAGCGCUGCCAUCCCAGGCGUUUGAUCCUAAAUCCCAUGCCAAUCCAGCGGAACCCAAUAUUGAAGGCCAAUACGAACUCAACUCUACGUCAGGCACUUCAGAGCGUCAGAGUCAAGUCCGGGUGCUCGAAUUACCAUCGAAAGCCCAAUGCUGGGACCACGGCUGCAACGGCCGUGAAUUCUCCACAUUCAGCAAUUUUAUGAGACAUCAGCGAGAAAAAUCUGGCGCGGCUACUAAGUGGGAAUGUCCUCACUGCGGUGCUGUUUUUACGAGAUCUACAGCGAGGAACACUCAUAUUGCUCAGGUCAAGUAUGAUCAAGCUAGAUACAAAUCUUUGAUAACUUCCGGAAAUUGGUACUGCGGAAUCGAAAGCAGGAAGGACACGUCCCAAGUCCGCUGGCUCCGCUAUAUAUGGGAAACACGGAGCCACAGGAAGCCGGCGAGAGGUUGCGUCAAACCAAGUGGCAAUGCCAGAAUCCUAAAUGUUCCAAGCUCACACCUCGGACCAAGGCCAGUCUAUUCCGUCACAGCCGUGAAGUCUACAGGGCUGCAUCAGAUUGGUUGCGAUGUCAGCAUCCUCAAUGUUCCAAGCACACAUUUAAGACCAAUAGCACUCUAUUACGCCACAAUCGUGAAGCCCACAGGGCUUAUGGCCACACAGGCUUUCUGUGUUUAUUUGAGCAAUGUGGUCGAGCUACUUCUGGGAGGGCUUUUUCGCGCAAAUGGAAUUGUUACGAUCACAUGCGAAGAACUCAUCAUUAUGCUGGCAGUUAUGAUGACUUCUCGAAAUCGCAAGUUUUUAAUGCUCGUGAAAAUUGCCGCCCUAGCUGUUGGCAGCGAAGACAGCAUCGAAUCUUUUCUUCCCAACAAUGGGGGCAGGUUUUCUCUUUUGGAAGGAUGGUAA
Talaromyces stipitatus ATCC 10500 is the source of this 1122-nucleotide messenger RNA. RefSeq lists its product as uncharacterized. The transcript has 4 exons. Lineage: Eukaryota; Fungi; Ascomycota; Eurotiomycetes; Eurotiales; Trichocomaceae. The record is from RefSeq and is a predicted model, not a curated record. Bases 1 to 1122 code for a protein of 373 amino acids.